AUGUAUUUCAUCUUUCUCUGUCAGCAGGAAUCUGUACAGUUUGUAAAAGCAGAAUCUUCACCCAUGGCUUGUCGCAGCCUAUCGGACACAUUCUCACACUUUCUUGCGCCAAUUCAGCUUGCUGAAGCGGCUGUAAAAGAGGAUGAUAUCAGUAAACUUCUACCGCUUCUCGGUCAUUCUAAGAAUCUCAACGACUGUAGCUCUGAUCAACUGGUCACGGAACAAUCAUAUGUGAACCAACAGGCCAAGGAAACAUUGCUUCAUUUUGCUGUCCAUCAAGAUGCAGCCAGGUGCGUCGCUCUCCUAUCCAACCCACCCUAUUCAUGGUCUGUCGAUUGCCCGAACUUGGCUGGCGUCACUCCUGCAGAGCUGGCUGCAUCCAGGGGCUAUCUGCCCGUUUGGUAUCCAUUAGCAUCGAAAUCGGAGUCCAUUCCUCCCUCUGUGUCUGAGCGAGAAUUCAACCUGAGCGCGUCGAGGUCUGUGGCCGAGGUGCUCAUCUAUCCGCAUAUUUUUGUGAAGCAACCAUUGGACUUGACCACGCUUGUUGAAACUUCCGUUGCUUUGGGGGCUAAUGAGCUUACUAUGCGAAAUUUGGCCCUUUUGCUCGAACUAUGGUUGGCCACUCCGACGAUCAUUCGGGAGGAUGAGUCAUGCAAACUACACUUCUGGUCCCCUCCCCCUCCACCUGCCAAUCCAGGUACAGCGCCAUCCCACCCGACAGACUGCCAAAACUAUCCCUUCUGUCUUGCUCCCCAAGAGGAUUUAUUCCUUCCCGUUACAGCCAGAUUCCAAUCCAUUUUCGAUGCGUGGGCUUUCCAUCGGUUGCAUCACCGCUCUGAUUUGACGGACUCGCAUUCCGACACCUACACUCGUUGCCCGCCUACGUUGCUGGAAUUUUGUCGCAUCAAUAUACGCCGCAUUCUGGUGACCAUGUUAGUUCAACUGUCUAAUCUCCAAACGAAGCCAAUUAAAAGGACGAAUUAUGCUCGUCUCGUUGCCAAGUUACCCAUUCCACCCUUUCUGCAAGCGUUUCUCGCUUUCCGUGAUCUGUGGCCCUCUUGGAAACGGCACAUGGUCCGGAUACAUCAUGUCAGAUUGACACCACUGCCAGCACAGCACUUGUUUUUGGACGAUCCUUGGUUCCCUGAUAUCAUGUAUCAUCAACCUGAAUGAUUGACUUCCGUAGUGCUUUGAACAACUUAGCUGCCUUUAUCUUUGAUUUUAUCUUUUUUAUACUUUUUUUACUACGCUUGCAGUUGCUAUUUUUGCUUCUUUUAUCACAAGUGGUUUCUUAGAUUGCGCCACUAGAGCUUUGGACAAACUGUUUUUGACGACCCACAUUUUCGAACUUUGGUCCACACAUGCUUGUGGACUGAUUCACUGGGUUCUCCUCGUCCCCAUUUGCUCUUCAUCUUGAGUGCUUGAUCUGUUGGACUUCCCCGACAUAACCCUCUGGAGGCAGCCCCUCACCGUCACAUAUCGAUACCCAUAUUGUGGCUCUUUUUGCUCUUCCUUCAAGGGAUUGACAAGUCUCCCCUCACACAGUCUCUUUUCUCGCGUCGUUAUUUGACUGUUGUCAGAUUCGCCUUUCAUUUGAUAUUGGUGUAAAUGUUCCAUCCUGCUAAACUCCACCAUCACUGGCUUUUUUCUUUGUGUCG
Messenger RNA from Dicrocoelium dendriticum, 1658 nucleotides. Lineage: Eukaryota; Metazoa; Platyhelminthes; Trematoda; Plagiorchiida; Dicrocoeliidae. The record is from the annotation of a GenBank genome assembly.